AUGGAGCCGGACGUCGACGCCCGGCGCAGCUAUCUGGCUGGGCUUCUGCGCGGUCUUUGGGUGCCUCGUAACACUCGCUUGAGCGAUGAUAAGGCCUCACAGCAGGCCUUAGCGCAGUUCCUCGAUGAUCAGCAGUGCAACGUGCUGCAUGCUCGUCUGGCAAGCGGUAGUGACGACAUCUGCUUGUCCAAUACGUUGCAGGACGAGGAAGGCGGCAACAACGACGAAACUGCAGCUUUUCUUAAGCUGCACAAGGUGACGCCACUCACGCCGGAGAAUAUGAGCACGAGUGUGCAGCUCACAUCGGCGCUACAGACGCCACUGCAGAGUCUCUACCAGACUGUGCACCAAGUGUAUGCGCCACUAUUACUGCGUGACGAUGCACGGGCCGGUUUGUUGUCACAGAAGCUCAAAGACGUGUUGCUAGAGUUAGACGCCGGAUUGGCUGGUACAGUCUUGCUCCAAGGAGGUAGCGACGCUAAGAAGCCCAAAACUACACCUAGCGACGGAGAUGAAGGCCUUAUGAGUAUAGCAACUAUGCGCGAUGAGUUCGCGUACUGGGAAGCGAUGCAGGACGACGCGAGACAAGCCAGAAGAGCCAAGAAGUUCAGUGCUGUCUUCGACACGGUACACCAGCGCUUCAGCGCUCCACUUGGCGAUUUGAGCUUCGAUGACAUGGCUGAUCUACUGGACGACGCCUCUAAUGUAGCUGAUGAUCUGUGGCGUCUAGAUCUGGCACGGGAUCAGUUGUAUCCACAGAAGAGAAUGGAGCAUCUACUCGGACUCGUCACCAACGCCAUCAACGCUUUCGUUCUAGCCAAGGCGAAAUCUUUAACAGGAACAGAGAAAGGGUCCGAUGGGAAUGUGUGGCAAGCGCAGUUCCAUGCAGUCCACCAUUUGUUACAACAAGGGGUAACAUUGUGUGAGAAAUGGCGUAACUCUAUCGAGUCCUUAACUGGAACGUUAUGGCCAGCACAAAGUGAACAUCCAUGGGACGGAUCGGUAUCCUCUCAAGCACAGCGCGUUCAAUUGCUAAGUACUCGGCUGGAGCAAGUGCUUCGAGUACGAACGACAUACGAGGAGCUCAGUGUCUUGCUACCAUCCAGAGGGGGCGAAAACGAGCUAGCAGAGUCGUGUUUCCGUCCAUUUGAGCGGCUACGUCCACUGUACUACAACGCGUACACUGAGCCAGCGUGGCAACGAGCAUUAAGCGAGUUUGACCGCUCUUUGGCGCCUAUGGAGACUCAAGUGGCCGUGGUGUUACGUGAACGUCUUCGUGCUGUAACGUCCAAGCCCAGUGCUGCUGCACGCUUGUUACAACGCUAUCAUCAUCUCCUACAGCGUCCUACCUUAGCACAAGCUCUUGCUGGCGAGCGUGACGCUCUUCUAGCUCAGCUUUUGGCGCAUGUAGACCAACUAGACAGUGACUUUGAGACGCGAAAGCAGAAUCUUGGCUCCAGUAUUGGAGCGAGAGACAAGAGCGGCAUGCAUGUCGGCAAGACGUUGAGUAGCGACGUCAACGUCAUCGUCUGGGCACACGCGCUGGGUCGACGCGUAGCAGACAUGCAACGUCUAGUACGUGGAGUCUUAACAGACUUACCAGCACUUCCUCGGUUAUCCCAGCAGUGUGAUAAACUCGCAGCUAAAGCCAGUGGACUGGUACUUGAUCGUGUACGUGACUGGCAGGAAUCAAUGUUACGAGCUCUAGAUGACGACGACGACAGCAACGGAAGCCAAUCUCUACGUCUUCGAGGCAGACUCAUGCAGAUCGACAAGCAAAGUGGCGAUCUGGUCGUGAACUUCAGUGAAUUUCUUGUAACAUUGUUACGUGACGUCCGUCAACUUACAGAACUAUCCUCGCAACAAGCAGCUGCAAGCGAGGCUUGGGUCCCAACACGUGUACGUCAAGUAGCCGAGGAAGCAGAGAAAUACUACCGCUUUGGUGUAACAUUGCAGAAAGUGGCCAACUUUUACAACAGCAUCGAGGCGCAGAUUAUCGACGAACAGAAGCCGAUGCUGCUCGACUCUUUGCUUGCGUUUGAAGACGCAGUCCAGCGACCCGGUAUCGCGCAAAGUCAGAACCAGAAAACCGAGAGUAAAGACGUCACGUGGGCCAAUCUAGACGAAUGUGACGAGUACAAACUCGGCGAGGAGCUGCUAGCUCUCAUGGAUGUGGAUUUACUUCGAUACCCGCAGAAGUGGAAAGAACGUUGGGACGAGAUUAAAAAGAACGCGCAGUUGACAACACGGAAACAGGACUCUGCACGUACAGCCAAGUGGUUUCUGUACUGGGACCAUCAGCUGUAUAAAGUGUUGGAAUCGGGCUACCAACUCGGGUUAGAAAUGCUCAACGAGAACCUUCCCGAGAUUAAGGAGAUCAAAACCGAACUGCACUUCCCCACCGCGAUGGCCGCAUCGGCUUCUGGAGGCUCUACGCUAGUGCUAAAGCCUCCGAUUGAAGAGCUACGCACGACGUACUACAAGGCGAUGAAGAAGUUUGUGGCGAGACCCACAAAGUUCGGUGGCUUUGCCAACUCGCACGUGUUCUCGGCCAUGUGUGACGCCAACGCACGCAAUCUUGUGCGUGUGUACGAGGCAUGUGAGCGGUUAUUCACACGGUUAGAAACGCUGUUAUAUGAGUACGAGCAUUGGGGUUUUCUAGCUCGUAUCGGAGGCGGGGGGAGUGUCGACUUGGACGCAGUAAUGGAGACAACACUGCAAGAGCCAACGGACUGGGAGAUCAACUUCAAGACGAUCCGAACGAAGCGCAAAGAGAGCGAGAAGAUCCCGGACUCGGUCAAAGUCGACUGUAUCCACUUGUCCUUUGUGCCGUUUAAACGCUCACUCGAUGAACUGAUACAGAGGUUCACAGACGCGUUACUGUUAUCGUUACGGAAGAGUACACUAAACCACAUCCGGAUCGUGGAAGACUUCGUGGAUGCGUCUAUGGAGAGCUUGAAUAAGCGUCCCCAUUCUAUUGAUGAGAUUAGCGCAGCUCAGUUAGAGUGGAAGGACAUCGACGCGCGUAAAACUGACGUGCAGACUCAGUACCAGAAGGCAGAGAAGAAGAAAGCGCUGCUUCUCGCUGUGCUGGGAGGCGGCAGUAGCGCCGGUAUGAGUGGCGCGAGUCUCGAUACGAGUGAAGUCGAGACGCGUCUGUCGCAACUCCCAACACGUUGGGAGAACUUUGAGAUCGCUCUGGAAGCCUUUAACGACAUGAUCGAGGAACAGCGCGAGAGUCUCAAAGGCGAGAUCGAAACGCACGUGGUGGAAUGUAACGUUGAGAUCGAUAAACUACGCGAACAAUGGCGUGCCAAGCGGCCAGUGGAGGUGUCAUCAUGGGAAGAUGAAGUGCUGGCUAAAGUGUACACAGCGAUGACGGAGUGGCGUCAACGGAUGGACGAAUUAAAGACACGAUGUCUGACUUUAACCUCGAACUGUGCCGCGUUCGCCAUAAAUGAACCGGUGUUCGACGGCCUUGCAGCGUUGGAUGAUGACAUCACGAAGCUGCAGCGUAAUUGGGACACGUAUCGUCAGUUCCGAGAGGAAGUUGAGACUCUGGCCGCUCAAGACUGGUUCGCCUUCUGUACUAAUAUGUUCGCACUCGCUGAUACGGCUCAGAAAUGGGCUGAUGCAGUCAAAGAGCAAGCAGCUCAAGGCUCCGAACGUACGCCGGUAGUGGACAAGAUUGUGGACUUUAAUACGAACGUCAAGAGAGCCAUGCCCACGCUCAAAUUAUGUCGUGGAGAACCUUUCAAAGAUGAUCACUGGACUCAGCUCUUCCGGAAACUCGGGUUCCCACGCACAGUGGAGAAGAACAACUUGAUCGUCCAGCACUUUAUCGACGUGUUCCCUGUACUUGAACUGCCUGCUACUCUGCAGUUCGUGAAGGUGCUUCAUGCUCGAGCUCAAGGCGAAGUGACGAUCAGAGACGCGUUACAGGAACUUCGAGCUUGGACCGAGACGGCGGAGCUCGCUCUACUCACCCACGAGCACGAUGGACGACGUGUGGCUAUCAUUAAAGACUGGAAGGACUUGACCUUGGCUCUGGGGGAUAACCAGUCGCUACUGGCUUCACUGAAGGAGUCGCAAUUCUUCAAGCCAUUUGAGGUCGAAGCGAGUCAAUACGAGAUCAAAAUGAGUACAUUGGAUCAAGUAUUGACUCAUUUAAACAUUAUUCAACGGAAAUGGGUCUUUCUGGAACCCAUUUUUUCCAAAGGAGCUUUACCUUCGGAACAGAGUCGCUUCCGUCGAGUGGAUGAGGAAUUUACCGACAUUAUGGGAUCUGUCGAACGAGAGCCGAAGCUCUUUAACUUGGCGGAUGAAUUGAUGUUCCCUCAGUUAGUAGAACGUCUGACGACGAUGGUUGAUCAACUGGAGCGUUGUCAGAAGGCGUUGGCGGAUUUCUUGGAGGAGAAACGCUCUCGAAUGCCUCGUUUCUACUUCAUUGGAGACGAAGAUCUGCUGGAAAUUCUAGGACAAGCUCAGAACCCAGCGGUGAUCCAGAGUCAUCUGAAAAAACUCUAUCAAGGCGUGUAUCGUGUCGAGUUUUCCGAAAAACAAGACCAGAUUGUAGCUAUGUUGAGUGCUGCAGGUGAGCGUGUGGAGCUGCACUCACCUGUCGCUGUCACGAGUAAUGUGGAGGAAUGGCUCGAGACGUUCACGGAAGAGAUGCGUCGUACGAUUCGAGCACUUGCAGCGCAAUGUGUCAGCGCUAACGCUCCAGACUACCACACCUUCCCGUCUCAAGUAUUGUGUCUAACCGAGCAGAUCCGCUUCUGUUCUCAAGCUGAAGUUGCGAUAAAAAAUGGCGACAUACAAGAACUUAAGCGGAAUUUGCAAGAUACGCUCCGAGAACUCACGUCGUUGGACUUAAGUACCGAGUUACUGAUGAGUCUCAAGGUCAAGGCGUUGGUGCUUGAUUUAGUGCACCAUAUCGACGUUUGUGACCAGCUUUUGGCGGCGAAUUGUCGCUCAACUAGCGACUGGAUCUGGCAGAAGCAGCUGCGUUUCUAUCUGGACUCUAGGAAGUCCGGUAAAGACCCUCCGCCGUGUAUAAUCCGUAUGAACGACGCGGAGUUCGCGUAUACGUACGAGUACCAAGGCAAUGCGCCAAAACUGGUACAUACCCCGUUAACUGAUAAGUGUUAUUUAACACUUACACAAGGUAUGCACAUGGGGUUCGGUGGCAAUCCCUACGGUCCUGCAGGUACCGGUAAAACCGAGUCGGUUAAGGCAUUGGGCGGGCAAUUUGGACGUCAAGUACUGGUAUUUAACUGCGAUGAAGGUAUCGAUUUCCAGUCGAUGGGACGAAUUUUUAUCGGUUUAGUGAAAUGUGGCGCCUGGGGCUGCUUUGAUGAGUUCAAUCGCCUGAAAGAAGACCAGCUUUCGGCUAUUUCUCAACAGAUUCAAGUGAUUCAAGACGCGAUCAAGGAGAAAACAGGCACGAUUAACUUGUUAAAUAGGUCGGUAGAUGUGGAUUUUAACGCGGGGAUCUUCGUGACGCUCAAUCCGGCUGGGAAAGGGUACGGUGGCCGAUCGAAGCUUCCGGAUAACCUCAAAGCGCUCUUCCGACCUGUUGCUAUGGGUCGUCCGGAUAACAACCUGAUUGCAGAAGUUAUCCUGUACUCCGAGGGGUUCAGUGAAGCCAAAGACAUCGCGUCUAAGGUCGUUUCUUUAUACUCUUUAUCCGGCCAAUUACUCUCGAGACAACAGCAUUACGACUGGGGGUUACGAGCUUUAAAAGCUGUUUUAAACACGGCCGGGAAGCUCUUACAAGCUGAAAAGAAAGACCGCGCUACGUCUGGAAAAUCCAGUGAAGACGAAUCCAAAUCGGCAGAUAAACCAGUGAGGAUGACGACAGCAGAGGAGACCGAGAUCCUCAUUAAAGCAGUACGUAUCAACACGUUAUCCAAGCUCACAUUCGUCGACUCGACUCGGUUCUUAGCGUUGAUUGGCGAUGUUUUCCCUGGUGUUGAGUCUGCGGACUUAGCGGGAGGUGCAUUGGGCGACGCUAUCCGUGAAGUGAUGACCAGCAAACCGUUCUACCUCCAAGUGGACGAGUUACAGAUCCGUAAAAUGCUUCAGCUGAAGGAAUCACUUGAUCAACGUAUGGGGUGUGUAGUGGUGGGGCCGUCCGGUAGUGGCAAAUCUACCGUGUGGCUCGUUCUACAACAAGCGUUGAUCAAGUGUGGACAGCUUGUUAAAACUCACGUUAUGAACCCCAAGUCCAUGCCGCGUGAGCGUUUACUAGGCCACAUGGAUCUGGAUACACGCGAAUGGGAGGACGGCGUGCUCACUGCCGCCGCUAGACAAGUCGUGAAGGAGCCAGAGAACGUCCGUUCGUGGAUUAUCUGUGACGGGGAUGUGGAUCCAGAGUGGAUCGAGUCGUUGAACUCGGUGUUAGACGACAAUCAUCUACUCACGUUACCGAAUGGCGAGCGUAUCAACUUUGGUCCGAACGUUAAUUUCGUGUUCGAGACACACGAUUUACGGUUCGCUUCCCCCGCUACAAUCUCUCGAAUGGAGAUGAUCUUUUUGUCGGACGAAGACAUGGCGAUCGAACGUCUUGUGAGUAAAUGGCUACUCACUCUCCCGCCUGCUUCUGAUCCUAGUAGUAGCAACACUAGAGACGCAUUGAAACAGUGGAUUGAGGAGUUGUUUACUCGAGGAUUGGACGAGUUAAACAAGUACGAAGCGAUCGUAGCGACGACGACAGUUGGGACGAUUAUGAACGGGUUAAGUCACGUCGCUACUGCUACAACCCGGUCGGAAUUCGUCUGUGCAAUGAUCCGUGGACUGGGUGCUAACUUGGCCAUGACAUCACGUGCGUCGUUCGCGAAAUCGCUCUUUAUGAUGGCGAAUGAACGUCCACCCGAUGUGAAUAACCCGCUGGAUUGUUACUGUCAAGGAUCUACUUUUUACACGUACGAGACGAAGCGUGAUACGUACGGAGCUAUGGAUGGCAAGAUGGACCGUAAGGACCUCGCGGCUAACGGGAUGGAGGCCGUUGUACCGACUGUGAGCGUUCAACGAGGACUUAAACUCAUUGAACCGUGGGUCGACAAGAUGGAGCCGUUCAUCCUCGUCGGACCGGAAGGAAGUGGCAAGAACAUGUUGAUCCGUCAAGCGUUUAAGAGUCUUAAGAGCGUCACCGUCUCGGUUCUACACUGCAACGCACAGACUACCGCGGACCACGUUAUCCACAAGAUUGCGCAGUGUUGCUCCCUGUUUUCUACACCUACAGGUCGCGUGUAUCGUCCGAGAGAUGCGGAACGUCUUGUGCUGUAUCUCAAGGAUAUCAACCUACCCAAACCAGACCAAUACGACACGUGCAUGUUGAUUGCCUUCCUCCAACAAUUGAUCACAUUCAACGGCUUCUUCGACCAGCAUUUGGAAUUCCUCGGAGUCGAGAAGAUUCAACUUGUAGCGUCUAUGAACGCAGCGACGACAGUAGGGAGACAUCCGCUGUCCACCCGCUUCACGGCGAUCGUCAAGGUGGCGUACAUGGACUACCCGUCGACCGAAGAGUUGUCGGUAGUGUACUCUACCUUCCUAGAAGGCGUGUUCGACUCGUCCAACACGCCCAAUCUACCCGCUACGUGGCGUGACUCCUCGAAUCGUGAUCGACUAGCGAAAAGUAUAGUCGAAGUCUACGAUACUGUGAAAACCAAGUUCUCAGUGGACGACCAACGUCACUACCUAUUUACGCCCAGAGAUCUAACGAAGUGGGUCUUUGCGCUUGUCCGGUACGAUUUGGAACACGAAGAUGUGCUCGAUGCGCUGGCACAUGAAGCUCGUCGUUUAUUCCGCGAUCGUCUGGUAGAUAACGAAGCCCGAGCGAAGUUUGACGGUAUUCUGAACACCGUUUGGAAGCAGCAAUGGCGUCAUGCUGCAAAGUUACAAGAUGUGUACUUUAGUUCGUUACAUUGUCGGUCUACUGAAGCUGGCAUUGCUACAGUGACCGCAGCUCCGUUACAACGGAUUGCGAGUGACGAGUUCUCUCAAGUGGUGACGCAAGGAAUGGUCCUAUACGAACGCGAAGAGAAGGAUCUACACAUGUUGUUGUUCGACGAGAUCCUCGAACAUUUGACGAUCGUAGAGCGUGUUCUCUCGGAACCUGGAGGCUCCAUGCUGCUAGUAGGCAACUCGGGGGUUGGUCGACGUUCUGCGACUACACUGAUCUCGUAUAUGCUCAACUACAGUAUGUUCUCGCCUAGUAUUACUCGAAACUACGACGCCGGUAGUUUCCGUACGGACCUUAAGAGUUUGUUGGUCAAAGCGGGAGUGGAAGGACAGCACUACGUCUUGUACUUAGAGGACCAUCACUUUACUCAAGACGCUAUCUUGGAACUCACCAACUCGCUACUAAGCUCAGGUGAAGUGCCUGGAUUGUACACACACGAGGAGAUUGAGCCUCAGAUCGCUCCUCUUAAAGAACUCAUGCUGGAAAGUAUCGGAGCGAGUGGACAGGAACAUAUCCGUACAGUGUACGACUUUUUCGUGUCCCGAGUGCGUCAGUUUGUGCAUAUUGUGCUGGGGAUGGACGCUCGCAACCCGCAGUUUGUACUGCGAUGUGAGAGUAACCCAGCACUCUACACUCGCUGUGCUAUAGUCUGGAUGGGGGAAUGGCACUCCAGUAGCAUGUCUCGUCUUCCAGAGUUGGUAUUAAGCGGGUCCGAACUGGUUGACAGUCUGAUCAAAACCACACCCUUAAUAACGAGUCUGUACGCUAGUUGCAAGGAGUUCGGCGCUACUCCACGGGAAUUUAUCUGCUUCCUCGGCACGUGGCGAACCUUGUUUGAAGCCAAAUGUAAGCAGAUCGUACAGGAGAUUCGACAUCUGAAAAGUGGGCUAAGUAAACUGGAAGAAGCGAGUGUGACGGUGGAUGAACUGAGUCGCAACGCUGUAGUAAAAAAGAAAGACUUGAGUGCUGCUCAAGUGGCAGCGGACGAAGCGAUGAAGGAGAUCACGAACGCUUUAGAUCGUGCUGCUACUAAUCGACGUGAGGUGGAAGAUUUAAAGAAGCAGCUCGCAAAGGCGGAGACCGCGACGAAUGCUCGUAAGCGAGAGAUCGAACAGGAACUGAGCGAGAUCACACCUAUCCUACAGACUGCGAUGGAGGCCGUGGGGAAUAUCAAGAGCGACAACCUGAACGAGAUCCGAUCCCUCAAGAUGCCACCGGAACCUAUCCAUGAUGUACUCUCCGCAGUGCUGAUGCUGCUGGGGAUCCAGGAUACGUCGUGGAACUCCAUGAAGAAGUUCCUAGGUAAUCGAGGUGUCAAGGAGGAUAUCCUCAACUACGACGCUCAUCGUAUCACGCCCGAGAUCUCGAAAGCCGUCACGAAGCUCGUGAAGAGUAAAACCUCGUCGUUUGAUCACGAAACCAUCUAUCGUGUAAGUGUCGCUGCUGCACCGUUAGCUACGUGGGUGAAGGCCAAUCUCAAGUAUUCGAUGGUACUUAACAAGAUCGAACCGUUAGAAACCGACUUGGCAGAAGCCAAACGAUCGCUCGAGGCCUCGCAACAACGGCUGCUACAGUGCGAAAGCGAGUUAAAGAAGAUCGAUCUCACUGUGGAUCAGAUGAAAGUGCAGUUCGGAGAGAAAACCAAAGAAGCAGAGAUCUUACGAGUCAAUCUGGAACAGGCUCAAAGUACCUUGAACAAAGCACAAGGCUUGCUUAGUAAGCUAGGAGGUGAGAAGCAUCGCUGGUCAGAACAAGUCAAAGAGCUCGAGAACCGACUUACGGACUUACCUGUACGUAUGUUACUGGCUGCAGCGUUCACGACUUUCCUUGGUAAAUGCUCCGAAGACGCCCGUAAACGCGUCGUUAAAGCCUGGGAGCGUGAUAUACUGGAGACUCUCCAUCCAACUGGCUCUGCUAGUAGUUUACAUUUCGAUUACCGCAAGUUACUGAGCACCGAAAGUGAACUGUUGACGUGGAAAAGUAUGGGCCUUCCGUCGGAUAAUUUAUCGAUGGAGAACGCGUUGAUUGUAUCGAACUCUAGUGGAGAACGCUGUCCGUUUAUCAUUGAUCCGGCAAGUGCUAGUACCGCUUGGCUGCAAGCGGAACUGGCGAAAGACACGACACGUCCGCUGUCGAUUGUCCAGUCUCAAGACGCUCGAUUCGUCAAUCUAGUGGAACAAUCUGUACGCUUUGGAAAGACUUUGGUGAUCCUCGAAGUGGACAAUGUGGAGCCGUAUCUGUACCCAUUAGUGCGUAAGGAUCUGAUCCAUCAGGGGCCUCGCUUCGUCGUCGCAUUAGGUGACAAGGUGAUUGACUACAACGAGAACUUUCGACUGUAUUUGGUGACUCGAAACCCGUCGCCUCCUCUUGCUCCCGACGCGCUGGCGAUUGUCAACGUCGUCAACUUCACAGUCACCAAGUCUGGCUUGGAAGGACAGCUGCUUGGCGUCACUAUUCAACAUGAACAACCCGAACUGGAACAAGAGAAGAGCGAGUUACUACGACAAGAAGAAGACUGUAAGGUGCAACUGGCAGCUCUGGAGAAACAGCUCGUCGAGGCUCUUGCGACGUCGGAAGGAGAUAUCCUAGAAAACACUAUGUUAGUGGAGUCUCUGACCAAGACCAAGGCCACGAGCGCUGAGAUCGAGAACGCACUGGAGAGAUCAGCCAAGAAGUCCGAGGAGCUGGACGAGAAACGAGACACGUAUUCUCCAUUCGCUCGUGAAGGCGCCAAGAUGUUCUUCUUGGUCAAGCAACUGAGUGCUGUGAACCACAUGUAUCGCUUCUCGUUGGCUUCGUUCUUGGGGCUGUUUAAAGCCACGCUAGCGACCAAAAUGGAGUCUGCCAGUACGAAAGACCGUAUCUUACGGCUGAUCCCUAUUCUAGAGCACAAAGUGCUCAUGUUUGUGGGUCGAGCGCUCUUCAAAGAGCACAGACCCAUGUUCGGUCUGCACUUGGUACAUGGGAUGCAUCCAGAGUGCUUUGAGAAGAACGAGUACGAGUUUUUCAGUGGCCAAGUAGUGGAAGGUGAACGAGGCUCAACAGGCCACUCGACGCUACCGGAAUGGGCUUCUUCGGAGCGGAAAGAGGCGUUUACUCAAUUCGUCGAAGCGCUGCCACGUUUGGCGCAGUUGUGUAAGUUUGAGAGUCACGAUAUGUGGAUCCGAUGGUCCAAAUCCAUGGAAUGUGAGCAGAAUUUCCAUCCCAAAAUGGACAAAUCGGGGUCUGCGGGUGGCCUCUCUGCGUUCCAGAAGCUGCUGGUGGUCCAAGCUCUACGUCCGGAUCGCUUACAGAGCGCUAUUGUCCAGUUUAUCUGCGGUGUGAUGCAGCUCAAGUCGCUGACUCCUCCGUCACUUGACUUUAAGGUCAUUGGGACGGAAGAAGCCACAAACACGACGCCGGUUCUUCUCCUUACGACGGCAGGUGCUGAUCCUUCCAAGGAGUUGGAAGAAGUGGCGACGUCGGUCGUUGGAAAAGGUCACUACUUCGAGGUGGCUAUGGGUGGUGGCCAACAGGAAAAAGCUCUGAAUCUACUGAAAUCUACUGCGGAACACGGCGAGUGGCUGUGUCUGCAGAACCUUCACUUGGUUAUCGCGUGGCUUCCAGUGCUGGAGAAGGCAUUUAGUGCUUUAAACUCAAGUCACAAGUUCCGAUUGUGGCUGACUACCGAGCCCCACGAUGCCUUCCCGUUGGUUCUACUGGAACAAAGCUUGAAGAUCACGUUCGAGAGUCCUCCGGGUAUGAAGAAGAACCUGCAACGCACGUACGCAGCGUGGAACCCAGCGUUCGUGGCCAAGGGCACUCCAGCACGUGCACAGCUUCUCUUCUUGUUGGCUUUCUUCCAUGCUUUAUUACAGGAACGACGCACGUAUAUCCCUCAAGGUUGGACCAAGUUUUACGAGUUCUCGUUCGGAGACUUCCGUGCCGGCUCGAAUGUCAUGGAGCUGGCUUGCCAAACUACCGGAUCCGGAGGAAUUGACUGGGAAACACUGCACGGUUUAAUGGAGAACGCAAUCUACGGUGGACGUAUCGAUAACCCGUACGACUUGAGAGUACUUCGCUGUAAUUUGACCGAGUAUUUCAGCCACGAACUGCUCUCGGGACAUAAGAGUCUGACGCGUGGUGUCAAGCUACCUCAAAGCACACAACACGGAGAUUAUCUCGACCUUAUCGACCGUUUCCCAGACGUAGAUGCGCCGGCGAUGUUCGGGUUGCCAGACAACAUUGAGCGCUCUAUGCAGCGCUCUCUUUCCGGUCAAGUGAUCGCUCAGUUGAAGGCUCUGUCGUCGAGUGAAGCUGCUGCGACUUCCUUUGAUCGUGAGAAGUGGAGAGCGCAACUUGGUCCGUUGUUAGAGACGUGGGGGAAGCUUACAACCGGGUUCCAAUUGGAAGGCUCUUCUCUGUCGUCUAGUGCUGGCAAGAACCUGCAAGCGAUGACACCGGCGGACGCCUUCGUGGCGUUAGAGAACGACUACGCCUUGGAACUGGCUCAACUGGUAAAUUCGAGUCUACAGGCGUUAAAAAAGGUCAUUUACGGUACUGGACUCCUCACCCCAGCCAUCCAGACUGUCGCUAAGGCGUUACUUAAAGGUGUCGUACCCACAGAGUGGGCGACGCAAUGGGAGGGCAAUGAGAACGUCGGGACAUGGCUACGUGGCCUUGCCAUGCGCAAACGCGCUCUAUCUGAGUGGCAGGAGGCUGUAGGCAGUGGCCAGUUGCUUUCAAAAGGUCUGGAUCUGUCGGAGUUGCUGCAUCCGGGCACGUUCCUCAAUGCUCUUCGGCAACAGAGCGCACGUGAGCAAAAGUGCUCGAUGGACGGAAUGAAGCUCCUCUCGUGCUGGGAACGAGAGCGUUUGAGUGGCACGAAAGUCGAGUGGUUCGAACUGACGAGACUGUUGCUGCAAGGCGCUUCGUUUGAAGGUGGUACACUGCUUGAAGCCGUGUCAGACGCCCAGGAAUUGGUCGCGGUUCCGUCCUGCUAUGUGGCGUUUGUACGCGAGGACGCCCAGGAGAUGUACGAGAAGGAGAACUGCAUCAAGACGCCGCUGUAUUACGCCACAGAUCGUGAGCGAAUGCUAGUGGAGAUAUCAGUGCCCAUUGCUGGCGAUCGAGCGCGCUGGGUGCUUGCAGGCGUGGCGCUCUUCUUAGGCGAGUGA
This is a messenger RNA of Phytophthora infestans T30-4, 13122 nucleotides long. RefSeq names its product dynein heavy chain. The coding region runs from base 1 to 13122 and encodes 4373 amino acids. The transcript has 2 exons. The record is from RefSeq and is a predicted model, not a curated record. Lineage: Eukaryota; Oomycota; Peronosporomycetes; Peronosporales; Peronosporaceae. Gene Ontology annotation, molecular function: dynein intermediate chain binding; dynein light intermediate chain binding; minus-end-directed microtubule motor activity. Gene Ontology annotation, cellular component: dynein complex. Gene Ontology annotation, biological process: microtubule-based movement.